Molecule: messenger RNA, 1056 nt
Organism: Dichomitus squalens LYAD-421 SS1
Lineage: Eukaryota; Fungi; Basidiomycota; Agaricomycetes; Polyporales; Polyporaceae
Product: NAD(P)-binding protein
Exons: 5
Coding region: 1-1056 (351 amino acids)
Source: RefSeq, a predicted model, not a curated record
AUGUCCUCCAAGAUCACCAUCUUCUACAUUGGGGCAACGGGAUACAUCGGCGGUAGCGUCCUCCAGGCGAUUCUUGCGCAUCCGAAAGCAGACACCUUCGAGGUCACCGCCCUCGUCCGCAAUGAAACUAAGGCGAAGGCGAUCGAGAAAGCUCUUGGUAUCAAGACCGUCCUCGGCUCCCUCGAGGAUGAUGCCCUCCUGACCGAGUACAGCGAGAAGGCGGACGUCGUCUUCCAGAACGCGAGCGCGAAUGCUUUCGACGCGACGAAGGCCAUCCUAGCCGGGCUCAAGCAGCGAUUUGACAAGACGGGCAAGAAGCCCCUCUUCUUCCACACCUGGGGCAUCGCGGUCCUGGUCGACAACGCGCUUGGCGAGUACCUCUCGCCCACCGUCACCUCCGAUUACGACCUCGACACGAUCGACAAGCUUCCCAAGACGAUCAUCAACUCCCGCGUCGACAAGCUCCUGGUCGAGGCGGACGCAGACGGGUACACGACGACGUUCAUCAUCGCCCCGGCUAUCAUUUACGGACGUCCCCGCGGCCCGCUCUUCGACGGGCCCGCCCCGAUCUCCGCGCUGGUCACCGGCGUCGUGACCAGAUGGGCGGCGGCCGCUGCCAGGAAGGGCCGCCCGGGCAUCAUCGGGAAGGGCGCGAACGCGUGGGGGUACGUGCACAUCGACGACAACGCGGACGCGUACUACCGCCUGUUCGACGCGGCGCUGUUCGGCUCCGCGCAGGUCUCGCACGGGCGCGAGGGCUACUUCUGGAUCGAGGCCACCGAGCACACCGCUUACGAGGUCCACAAAGUCAUCGGGGAGGCCCUUGUCGCGCUUGGGGUGAUCGGCGAGGCGGAGCCGGCCGCGCUGACCGCAGACGAGCAGGUGAAGUUCUACGGGAGCGAGGAGUACGCGGCGUUCUUCGCCGCCAACACACGCAGCAAGGGAGACAGGCUGCGGAAAGAGUUGGGCUGGGCGCCGAAGCACACGGCGCAGGAAGAGUUCAUUAAGGACAUCAAGGAGGACACUGAAGUGGCUGCGAAGGCGCUCAAAGCGUAG